Molecule: messenger RNA, 1497 nt
Organism: Spodoptera littoralis (African cotton leafworm)
Lineage: Eukaryota; Metazoa; Arthropoda; Insecta; Lepidoptera; Noctuidae
Source: the annotation of a GenBank genome assembly
AUGCGCUCAGUAAUCCUAGCCAUAUUACCAAUAUUAUUCAUACACGCAAAAUGUGACGACAAAUAUCACGAGAAACGGAAACAACUCGUUGAACUUGAACUAAGGAUGGCCCUCGGCGGUAACACUACACUCAACGAUAAGGAGAAUAUUGUAAACAACUGCCUGAUGCAACACAAGUUUAACGAACUCGACUACGGAUUUGACAACCCUGAUCAUUACAAUCUUUCUCAUCACUUCUUCAAUUACAGAAAACAAAUCCAGAAGUCUAAAGUUUAUAAGAUUAUUCAGAGUAUGCCUAAAGGAGCGGUUCUUCAUGUUCAUGAUAUGGCUAUAAUUGGACCUGACUAUUUUGUGAAUCUUACAUACAUGGACCAUCUAUACGUGUGCUUCGGAAAACCUAUCAAGUUCUGGUUUUCAUAUACCGUUCCUAAUACUACGUGUGAUGGGGAUUGGAAAUUAAUGAAGGAUGUGAGGAAAGGAGCAGCUAAUGUGACGCAGUUUGACGCUGAUUUGAGAAAACAUUUCACCCUGGUCUGUGACAAUCCUGACGUUGUUUACCCUUCCAUCAAGGAAACAUGGACCACAUUCAUGGGAUACUUCACCUCUGUUUAUGGCUUACUAUCUUUCAGGCCAAAUUGGGAGCAAUAUUUUUAUGAUGCCCUAAAACUCUUCAGAGCCGACAACAUCAUGUAUGUUGAAGUUAGAAGCAUAUUGCCUAACCUGUACGAGCUGGAUGGUACUGUGUAUGACAAGAUAAUUACAGCCAAAGCUUACAGAAAAACAAUAAACAAAUUCCUUAAAGAUUAUCCCGAUUUUCUAGGAGCUAAACUGAUAUUUGCUCCUUCAAGGAAAGUGGAUGCUAAAGUACUGGACUCUUACAUACAGACAGCAAGACAUAUAAAAAGAGAUAUGCCUGAUUUAUAUGCUGGAUUCGAUUUAGUUGGACAAGAAGAUUUGGGGAAUCCACUAAUAGAAUUCGUGCCACAGUUACUCCAAGCUAAGGACUUAAAUUUCUUCUUCCACGCUGGUGAAACAAAUUGGUAUGGAACAUUGACGGAUGAAAAUUUAGUUGAUGCUGUAUUACUGGGUGCUAAAAGAAUAGGGCAUGGAUACGCACUUGCAAAGCAUCCAGCUUUGAUGAGAGAAGUCAUAGAAAAGGACAUUGGAAUAGAAGUUAAUGUUUUAUCAAACGCUGUGUUAUCAUUAGUGAAAGAUGUUCGCAAUCAUCCUUUAAAUAUUUUCUUGAGUUUAGACCUUCCUGUUGUGUUGUCUAGUGAUGAUCCUGGUGCUUGGGAAGCUGAUCCAUUGUCUGAUGACUUUUACGUGGCGUUCGUGGGUGUUGCUAGUAGACUUGCUGACUUGAGAUUGCUUAAAGGUUUAGCGUUAAAUUCUUUGAAAUACAGUGCUAUGAAAGCGGAGCAUAAAGUGCGUGCGAUACGUGAAUUUAAUUCAAGAUGGAACGACUUUGUAAACCAUUUUGAUUGUAAGUCGUAUUAG